Pecten maximus is the source of this 2800-nucleotide messenger RNA. Its product is annotated as ferritin-like. Gene Ontology annotation, cellular component: cytoplasm. Bases 103 to 738 code for a protein of 211 amino acids. NCBI's taxonomy places the organism in Eukaryota, Metazoa, Mollusca, Bivalvia, Pectinida, Pectinidae. Gene Ontology annotation, molecular function: ferrous iron binding; ferric iron binding. The record is from RefSeq and is a predicted model, not a curated record. The transcript has 5 exons. Gene Ontology annotation, biological process: intracellular iron ion homeostasis; iron ion transport.
UUUAUUCCGUGUGACUCUAUCACUGUAUCUCUGGGAUUGUCAGUAACCGCUUUAGUUACCGCCGUUAAUUAAAUCAUUAACAUUAGGAAGAAUUAGUCAGACAUGCGGAUGCGGGUUUUUGCUUUGUCGGUGGCGAUUUUGACAUGCCUAGCCUGCAUGGGGCUUGGUAACAGUCAAGCUGUAGAUACCAAACCGAGAGAUGAAUUGCAUGGCUUCGAGCAUUCACGUCAUAAAGUCAACAAAAACAUCCACCACUCUUUCCGAUCCUACUACAUGUACCUUGCCUAUUCAUACUGUUUCUCGCGUCACAAUGUGUCCCUUCCUGGUUUCGAGAGAUUAUUUCGAUCUUACUCCGACAUGGAGCUACAGAACGCUGAGAAGCUGAUGGGAUAUAUGGUCAAGAGAGGAAUGACAUUUACAUUUCACUCCAUUCAUAUCGGCAAUAAUUCUUGUUAUGACAGAGAUGAUGACGGAGAAUCUGCACGGACGUAUGUUUUGAGAGUAAUUACAGACACUCUUAAGAACCAGAAAAUGCUAUUGAGCAAUUACAUCAAAACUCAAGAAACCGCUUCCUUGCGUAAUUAUCCACACCUGAAACAUUUUAUCGAGGAUGAGUUCAUGGAGCAGAAGUACCUCAAGAUUAAAGAGAUGGCAGAUAUCAAGACUCGUCUUAGGACGCUUCUGUUGAAAAAACAAUCAGGCUUUGAACUGUUUAUGUUUGACAAGUCCUUAAUGUGAGAAUAUUGUGAUAUUUGAAUAUCUAGCUAAAUGUGCAAUAUUGAAAAUCCUUACCUUUAUUACACAAAAUCUGUUCAAAUCCAUCCUCGUCUAAUAUAUAUGAAUUUAAUUCUACCAUUAGUGUUUUGCAUGUCUACUUUUUAUGAUUAAUUGCUCUUUUAAUUAGCACAUCAAAAAUUAUCAGUUUAAAGUGAAAAUAAAUAUAAUUUUAUAAGAAAGUACAAUAUCUGUAAAGUACAUACAUUGUAAUCUAUGGGACACAAAUUCCUAUAUCAAGGUCGCUAUAUGUAGUAUUAGUAUUUACUCCCCCACAGGGAAUAACCAGACAAGGAUGUUUCAACUUGUAUUGUUUACAUAUUCAGAUCAUGAAUCCCACUUUUUAUAUCACUCUAAGGGGAAAUGUUGAUACUAAACAUAUACAAACCAUGCUUUGAGAAUUUUUGCCAAAUCCCAGUAAUUGUAUUUACCAUAUGUUAAAGACCAACUUACUAAUACAGUAUUUUGAAAAGAAACUUGAAACUAUAGAAAGAGACGGGAGUAUUGUUAGGAAAGGGAACGGAAUAGUUCAGGUUGAAGACAAUGGGAUAUACCUCUGAUAAAGAGAAACACCUUUCAAUACCAGAGUGCAAGGACAAAAAACACCUAUUCAAUAGGAACGAACAUGUUUAUUGGCUAUGGCUGAUGGUAACACAAGUACAAGUCCACAAACAAUGCAGUCUUCUAAAACAUAUUCCUUAUUAAUGUAUCAAAAUACUUAUUCAAAGUUAUACGAAAAAAGAAAGUAAUAACAUUGAAAACUAGAAAUUUCAGUCAUCAUUCCUAUUAGAUUCUAGACAAAUUGUCUAUAUCAAGUUUCCUGGCAUUAGUUUCUAUUUUCAGAAUGAAACAUAUUUAUUUUCCGUGAUUAUGGGUUACCUAAAACAGUUUUAAAGUAAAUAAAGCCUAUAAGUCAAGGCCAUUGCUCAACUAUAGUUUAAAAGUAGAAUGUUAAAAUAAUGAUGAAUGUCAAAAUAUGCAUCACUACACAACACAAUGGCACAAAAAGAUAUGAUAUACAUAUACAGUACUAUUGUAAGAUUUUAGCCUGCAACACGAAAGUACACAGAUUUGUUACGUACAACACCCUGAACAGUCUAUAUAAACAUUGCACAAUUUUGUACAAGUUUUUGAAGAAAAUGAUUCUUAUAGUUUAAACCUUUUUGUUGACUUUUAAAUAUUGUUGUGAUAUAAUGGAUAUGUCAUCCCUGACAAAUAUCAUCUAUACUAGAAAUAGCUCCUGGAUUCUUUUCUUCCACUUCUUUUUUUUCACACAUUUAACGUGAAAAUUUAACUGCACAAAAACUUGAUUUUUUUCAACAAAAUAAUUCCACAUCAAAUGAUUGUACACUAGAAAAAUUGUAUGUGUCUCAAAUUUGUUGCAUUAAUAUUGACAAUUUGUAACAAUUCGCAACAAGCAAUAAAAGUAUUUCAGAAUAACAAACAAGUCUUUAGUCUGUGUGUAACCUAAUGUACAUCUAUUUUGAUGACUGAGAAUUUCCCUGGAAACACCAGGUAAGAGAACUAUUUUUCAUAAUGUUCCAGCUAAUCUCUCUACUUGACAAAAACUCUCACAAAACCUUGAUUUCAACCUCUGACUAUUGUGUAAUGCAUAUACAUUGUAUAUGUACAUAACCUCAUAUUAUACUGCUAUCAUUUGCCUAGCAGAAUUUAUAGCAGUAUAAUACAUGUACCUUUGAAGAAGGAGUUCGGCAAUAUAGCUUAAAAGGCAUAUAAAGAAGUUAUUAAAAUACAAAUAUUAUAACACAAGUUACAUGGAGUAUGAAACUAAAGCCAUUACUAAGAAUAGUGACAUAUAUUGUCUGCCAAUCUUUCGAAAAUUAGGAACAACUUACAGUUUUCCCCAUACCGGCAGUUGUUUACAUGUACACUAUAGCAGAGAUUCUUAGAAAAUGUUCUCGUACUUACAUGUAAAAGGUGAUAUAUUUCAUCAUCUAAUUAGAAAAUAUCUAAACUUUUCAAUUCAACAUAAUUUGUUAUCAGAAGUCCAGUAAAAAAAAAGAUG